AUGCUGGGUGACAUUCGCUCGAACAUGGCCACAAAGGACGACGUCACAGAGGUGAAGAGAACCAUUCAUGAGCACGAGGUCAAGAUUGACGGUUUGACUGCGCGAAUGAAGGCGAUCGAGGACAGAUCUAAUACCAGAAUGGAGGCAGCACAAUCCGCUGCCACCGCCGUCAUGACUGAAGCUGUUGACAAUCAGCUGAAGGACAUGAAGGCACACAAUCUCAAGAUGCAGGCCGAGCUUGCUGCUCUGUCUUCGCGUACGCCAUCGACCAGGUCGAAUGCAUCGGCCGCAUCACAAGAGCCCGAGAAGGAGAGGGACAACCGCAAGAUCUGGAUCGCAGGCUUCCCGAGGCCGCUGCUAGCCAAGGUCAUGAGUGCCCAUGCGACACAGCUCAUCCAACAGCACGUCCCCAACGGCAUCACGGCAAUGCCCAAGUCUCACAACUUCCAGACGGCCUACAGCAUCAUCUUCGAUUCGAACGAGGCGGCCAAGGAUUUCUUGAUGCGCGCUCGGACCCUGGGUGUGAAAUGGCGCGACCCUCGCACCAACACUGACUGUGACUUGAAGAUCCGCAUGGACGCGCCGCCAGCCAUCCGCAAAGUCAACCGCAUCCUCGGCGUCCUCUGGUCCAAGGUGGUGGAGACAGCCAAGGCCAAUAACAAGUGGAGUCCUUCUUUUACGCUAGGCUCGCAAGGAUUUCGUGGCACGCUAUGGCUGAUCUCGAAUGAUGACACGGAGAACCUCUUCCAGGUGAAAGGCGUAGAGUCGAUGCAGUUGGACGUCAUUCCUAACGUCGUGGCAUUGAAGAAGCUCGGCUUCACUGAUGCCACCAUCAACAGCACGGUUGAGAGCAUCCUGAUCCAGGAGAUCGCUCUGCCAAGCCAGCAGCGCAUGAAGGCCAACUUGCAUGAUAUGCCCCUGGGGAUCCUCGCCUCUCCUGUGGAUAGUGAUAUGACUGGUUUGGGUGCCCCGUUCUGCGUGGGCGCUUGCGCAGCACGCCACACCGCCGCCUACGAAGAGAAUUCGGUCUUCAUGCAGAAUUGCCACUUCAGCGAGAAGAGCAAGAGCCUCUUCCUCGUCGUCCAGCGCGUCUGGGUCUUCCAGUCCUGGUGGGUCGUCUGCACGUUCGGCACCUUCGGCAAGUUCAAC
Messenger RNA from Prorocentrum cordatum, 1149 nucleotides. Lineage: Eukaryota; Dinophyceae; Prorocentrales; Prorocentraceae. The record is from the annotation of a GenBank genome assembly.